GAACAGGAACAUCGAAUUUUAGACAAAAAAAAAUUAUGUAUAAAAAUUUCUGAUAACUUGCUCCGUGUUAUUAUUUACAAAAUGUGCAGAUUGCAAGGGAGGUAACUAUGUAAUUGUAUUCAAAGAUUAAAAUUUGCCUCUCCCUUUAACCCAAACUUUAAUUCCCACUUUCUCUCACGCGCGCGGUGUAAGCAAAAACGAACCAAUACUAUUAUACACGGCUGAAUUGGAUGCCAGAUUCGCAGAAGCUGGCACAGUAAUGCGCUAGCUCCAGCAUUCGAUCCUCAGAAGAGAGGUUGGCAAAAGAACCACACUCGCUAUUUUCCGUACAAUUUCCAUGCCUAUACAUAACUACGGUCAUGGAUGUUAGUGAUAGCCAAAAGAAUACGAUUGCGAAUAUAAGGUUCCUCCAAAAGAUCUCUGGAGUAACGUUACUCAACGGUGUGUUGAUCAUCCAGGUCAAGUCACUACUUCCUCUCAGUGACAGAGUGAGGAAACUGCAUUACGCCAACGUCAAUGAAAUCAACAGAGUUUCUUAGAUAUCUGGUCUGCAAAAUGGAACUUUUUGAUAAUUGUUACGUUACAUAUAUUUGUGGUACUAAUUUGAAUAUUAAAAUAGCUCUUUCCCAUUACCAGAUUUUCUCACAUUUAAUGAUAAAAUAUACCAUAAUUUGUAGGUAAAUCCACAUAUGAUAGGACUAUAUAAAACUAAUAAAAAUAGAUUUGAUACUUUAUUUAGCAAAAUAAAACGGCACAAAUGCAACUGAAAGGUAAGAAAUAAGUUUGGGAUGUCACAGCUUGUAACUCCAUUGCUCCCUCCCACAUCUUAGAAGCUGCGGUAAAUGCGAGGGUUCACUGCUUCUGCAGCUGAACGGAACAAAACCCUUAAGUAUCGGUAUUUGUUAGAGAACCAUUUCUUCCAGCCUGUGGCGUUUGAGACGUUUGUAGAGACUGGGCUGCUAACAGCGAAGUUCUUUGUCAUCAUUAGCAGCUCGCCUCACCGGGAUGGGAUAUCAGGUGGAUGCCGGUGAGGGUGCUUGGCUGUUCCAAUGCCUUGGCCUAGCCGUCACCCGUGAUAAUGCUAUGAGCGUGUUGGCUUGCUUCGUUGAACCUUGUGGUGUGUGACCAGUUGGAGCACUUAGUGUUGAAUUGAUGUUUUUUUUUUCUUUCUCUUCGCGCAUGGUUGUUUUCUUCGGUUUGGGAUUUGCAUUUUAAUGUGGUUUUGUAUUAUAUACUUGUUGUAUAUAUAAUUGUUAAAUUAUCUAAAUUUUCAAUAAACUACAUUGCCAGGAUGUUAAAUUUCCCAGUUGUAUGUGCGAGUGCUUUUAACGUUUCUUGUGAAGUACACGAUGAUUAAAUUUGUGGCAGCCGUAAAACUACGGUAUUUUCCACUACACUAUCAUAUAAAAUAAAGGGGUUCCAUGGUAAAAUCAAAAUAGGACGAAAUGGCAACAUCAGAAGAAAAGAACUGAACGAAAACGUACGGCGAGAGAAAGAAGCGGAAGUUAUUCUCCACCAAAAAGUAAAAAUAUGUUAUGUUGUCAUAACAACUUAAUUACCCACCGCCACUAUCAUUGUCCCAGGUGUAUAAAACAACGUUGUUAUAGCAGCAGCAAAGCUGUCCUUUAUAAUGCACUGUUAAAUUUUUUUAUCGUCACUGGUAAAACAUGAAGGAAAUAUGAAAUAUGACACUAGCUGAAAAGGUGUCCGCUACAAAAUAUCCGACAAAACAGUACUUCAACUUUUGUGAUUUAUUAAUAAAAAUCUGAUCACUUUGGAAAAGUUUUUAGAUAGUCAGUUAAACAAUGGGUAUGUUCUUCACUUUAUUCCUGAAACUCUGUAAAGAAAAGCAUCUUAAGCCAGAUUCUGAGCUUUUAGAAAGACUCCCACGAAAUGACACCUUGUUGCUUGACUUGUCUCAUAUGAGUAUCUGUGCUGACAUGUGUGGUAUCCUUGGCAAAGCUCUGUCUUUUGAUGAAACUAUCAAUGAAUUAAGAUUCUCAGACUGUAUGAUAUGUCCAGAAGGAAUGCAAGCAAUUCUUCAUGGAUUGGCCUCCAAUACUUCUGUUAGAAAACUAAACCUAAAAGGAAAUCAAAUAAGAGGUAACACUGUUGAAAGUUUGGGAUACUUGCUUCGAAACAACAACUAUUUGACCAGUCUUUGUCUUGAAUGGAAUGACCUUGGCAUACUGGAAACACCAUUCAUUGUAUUUUGUGAUGGUCUUCAAGCUAACUGCAACCUCAAGCGACUUGAUAUCAGAAAUAACCAGGUCACCCACCAUGGAACCAAACAGCUGGCAGAAGCAUUAUCAACAAACAAGACCCUUCAAGUCAUUGAUUUAAAAUGGAAUAAAGUUGGUUUAACAGGUGGGCGUGCCCUGCUUGAUCUUCUUCAUGUUAAUAAAACCUUGUUAAAAAUAGACUUAGCUGGUAACGACAUUCCUUGUGACAUUGUUUCCUCCAUUGAGUCUUCUCUUCUGUGCAAUCAGAAGCUUCAGCUUAUGAAAACCAACUGUAAACAUAAAACACAUAUUUUGUGUAAGCAGUAUCGACAUCUAGAAUCUGAAAAUAAAAAGCAGGUAUUAAAUUUGAUGGACAAAUUAUCCUGCACACAAGAGUACUUAAAUCACGAAAAACGGAAUUCAGGCCAUCAGUUAAUGCAACUGAAGGAAACGCUCAAAGAAAAAAAUCAAGCAUUUAAUGAACUCUUCUCUAAGUUUACUCAAACAGAUACAGAGUUAACUCUUAUGAAAGAGAAGUCUUCCAGUCAAGAAGAAUGUAUAAAGAAGUUACAGGAACAACUUUCUGGCUUGAAAGCUCAAUUUCAAAAAGAAUUACAUCAAGAAAGAGAAGAUUUUCGUAACAAAGAAAAAAACCUAGUUAAAGAUUUGAGUGAAGCCAGCAGUAAAAGCAUUCAACUGGAAUGUAAGCUAUCUGAUUCCGAAACCAAAUGCCAUGCACUUCAGGAGCAGGUCUUUGAACUGAAAGAACAUAUUGCUUGUUUACAUUCAGAAAUAGAAUUAAAAGAAGUUCAAAAUAAAGAUAUGUUAGAACAAAAAAGAAAUGAAUUCAAUGAGAAAAUCAAACACUUCGAAGAAAUUCAAAAGAAAGAGCAAUUACAGCAAAAAGAAUCCUGGGAGAAUUUAGAGAGCAACCUUCGAAACCAGAUCCAGAAAUCAGAGCAAAGCCGUUUGGCACUUGAGGAGGAUGUUGCUUCUCUGAAGACUGCAAAUAUUGCCUUAAGAGUUAAAGCAGAAGAAGAUAUAGCUAUUCUCAAGGCUGGCAUAAAGACUGAUAAUGAUCUACGUUAUGAGCAGCUUCAAAAUAAAAUAUUUCUCAUUGAAAGUUCCAAGGAAGACUUUAAAAAGCAAUGGGAAACUUCACAGCAACAACUGAAUGAUAUGAACAAUAAAUUAGCCAGGAAAGAAACAGAGAAGGAAGCAGAAACUGGAAAAUACAAGAUGGAAAUUAACCAGUUACACAGCAAAUUAGAUGCAGAAGCUCAAAUCCAGAGAGAACUGAAAAACAAACUGUUAGAAAUGGAACAAAAGUUGUCUGAACAUGAUAACAUUUACAAAGUAAUGAUGAAAAAACAUGAAGUAGAGUUGGCAAGCUUACAUGAACAACUUCGUACAAAAGGUAGCCAAUUAAAUUGCCUUUGCGAUGAAGUAACACAGCGAGCUCAGUCUUUACAAUCAGCUGUAUCAAUCACCAGGACAUCACUUUCCUGAAACAUUUUUCACUAAUCCAUAAAAGAAUUUACCAUAAUUUUUUCUAUUCCAUAUGUUUUUACUUGAUUAACAAAAAAAAAAAAAAAAAAAAAAGAACUUUAAUUAACAUUUAGUUAUUUAAAGACAGCCAUUUCCCCUCUCCACCAAUUCAAUAAUAUUUGCAUUACUGUUGACUUUGCAUUUCAUUGGUUUGUUGAUUUUUCCUAUUGUAGUUAAGUAAGUAUAUCUGGACCAGUUAAUCAUCUUGUGACUAUAUUUCUAAUGAAAUACUUUGUGUUUUAAUUAAUUUUCAAAAUAAGCAAGAAUUUAAUUUAGCAAAGAUUUAGUAAAUUAAUACUUUGUCAUUACAAAUUUGGUGUUUGGAACAUAAAAGAAUUCUUAUAUAAAAUUUUUAGAAGUUGGUUUUAAAUUAGAUAUGAACAUUUUAAAACAUCAUUUUCUUUCAUUGUAAUAGGGGUGGUUUCAAGCGAGUUAGUAUCAAAGCAGUUAAAUUAAACUUUACUGUUGUGUACAACCUGCUGAGCACACAUAUCUGUAUAUAAAUUAAUAUUUUCAUAACAUUCUAUAUCAGUUAGUUUAUUGUGAGACACAAAGUCUGUGACUCUUGGCCCAUCAAUGUCACUCACUCCAUAACAUUGAAACAUAUUUCUUUAUGAAGUUUUUCACUGUUUUCAUAUUUAAACAUCAUCGAUAAUAAUAAGGGGUAAAAUAAGAAACUGAUGACUAAAAUGGGAUCCUUUUUAGUUCUCAGAAAUAUCUGAGGUAAGUUCUUUGAGAGAUCUUUUAGGAUAUAUUCUGUGGCAAUAAGUCAAAGUCAAAUUAAAAUGGAUAGAAAUCAUGUUGAUGGGAAAUUAGAUUCUGAUUAAUUUAUCUUAAAUAAAAAGAAUAAUAUAGACCAAUACACAAAUGUUUCAAAGAUAUAUUUAAGAAAUCAUGAUAAUUUGUUGAUUCCAAAUAAUUUUUUCUCUUUUUUUAAAUUAAGUAUUUGUCAAAUAAAAAUUUUACAGAUUUAAAAUAAAACUGAGGAAAAUUU
Messenger RNA from Octopus bimaculoides (California two-spot octopus), 4764 nucleotides. RefSeq names its product leucine-rich repeat-containing protein 45. NCBI's taxonomy places the organism in Eukaryota, Metazoa, Mollusca, Cephalopoda, Octopoda, Octopodidae. Gene Ontology annotation, cellular component: plasma membrane; centrosome. Gene Ontology annotation, molecular function: protein binding. The record is from RefSeq and is a predicted model, not a curated record.